AUUACCAAAGAGGCUAAUAGCCCAAUACUGAAAACUUAUAAACCCUUAAAAGCCCACUUUCGAAUUAAAGCCUUAAAGCCCAGUUAGGAAAAAGAGUUGACUUUAAAUAGAAGAAAAGAAGUAAACGUUGACAUUUCUUCACGAUUCUUCCUGCGAGUUUUCCCUUCAUCUGAAUUCUCGGAAUCUGGGAUUUUCUUUUCCCGGAAAACUCUCUUGUUCUGUAUUAUAUAUAUAUUUCGAAACAUCAUCUGUCUCAAAUGGGAACUCCGGAGUUUCCAGAUCUGGGGAAACACUGCUCCGUAGAUGAUUGCAAGCAGAUCGAUUUCUUACCAUUCACAUGCGAUCGCUGCACUCAGGUGUUUUGUUUGGAUCAUCGUAGCUACAAUAACCACAAUUGUCCGAAAGGAAACAGAGGAGAUGUAACGGUCGUUAUCUGUCCGUUAUGUGCUAAAGGAGUUCGGUUAAACCCUGACGAAGAUCCGAACAUCACUUGGGAGAAACAUGUUAGUUCAAAUUGUGAUCCAUCAAGCUACGAGAAAACUGUCAAGAAGAAGAAAUGUCCUGUUCCAAGGUGCAGAGAGUUGCUAACGUUCUCCAACACGAUAAGAUGUAGAGAUUGUAGUGUUGAGCAUUGCUUGAAACAUCGGUUUGGGCCUGACCAUGGUUGUGCUGGACCUAAGAAACCUGAAUCGAGAUGGUCUAGUCUUUUAGCUUCGGCGGAGGCAAGUAUCAGCAGGCUCGGUACCGAUCUUAGCCAGAAGUUACAGUUUGCUAAUGGCAAUUCAGAGAAAAUGCCGGAGAAGAAUGGUAAAGUUACGGUUGAUGUUUGUCCGAAAUGCAGCGAGGGUUUCGUGAUCCGGUGGAUUUAUUGAAGCAUAUCGAUAAGGAUCACCAUGGUACUUCUAAAGCUUAGAUUUUUAUAAGCAUGAAAGUGGUGAAGUGGUUACAUAUUGUUGUAAAUGUAUGAUUGAUUAAUUUUUUGUUACAAUUUUUUUUACUAGCUUGGGACUGACUAAUUAACAACCUGGUGAAAGUUGCUUCA
Brassica rapa (field mustard) is the source of this 1042-nucleotide messenger RNA. Its product is annotated as zinc finger AN1 and C2H2 domain-containing stress-associated protein 13. Gene Ontology annotation, molecular function: zinc ion binding. The record is from RefSeq and is a predicted model, not a curated record. Gene Ontology annotation, cellular component: cytoplasm. NCBI's taxonomy places the organism in Eukaryota, Viridiplantae, Streptophyta, Magnoliopsida, Brassicales, Brassicaceae.